Molecule: messenger RNA, 1831 nt
Organism: Rubroshorea leprosula
Lineage: Eukaryota; Viridiplantae; Streptophyta; Magnoliopsida; Malvales; Dipterocarpaceae
Source: the annotation of a GenBank genome assembly
AUCCUUCUCUGCGCAGCCUUUGAUCGCCGCAAAUGGAAGCCUCCGAAUCCCAGUCAUUCUUCCACGGCAUCAGAUCCAGAGAGCUCAAUGGAUUUCGAGUUAGAAAACGACCAUAUGUCAACGAUUUGGCAUUGGAUUUCACUGAAAUUGGAGCUCUGGCUAUUGAGCACGCCGGGGAAGAGACGCCUCCGAUGGCCGUUUCCUUUUGCAAGGCAAGCAAAAAUUCUCAUGUUUUUGCGGUGUCCGAUGAAGAUGGAUACGUGAACUUGUUUGAUUCUGGUGGAAAGUUUUCUUCAAGUUCUUCUCGCCAGGAUAAUGCAGUGAAAGCGAGAAUAACCGAUUGGGUCGCACAUCAGAAUGCAAUCUUUGAUAUAUGCUGGAUCAAGGAAGACACUAACAUUUUGACAGCUUCAGGGGAUCAAACUAUAAGGGUGUGGGACGCACAUGAAAAGAAAUGCUCCGGAGUGCUGAUUGGGCAUACAGGAAGUGUGAAAUCUAUGAGUUCUCAUCCAGCAAAUUCUGAUAUUAUUAUCUCUGGUUCAAGAGAUGGGUCCUUUGCUUUAUGGGACUUAAGAUGCAACAUUAGUUCCAAGAGCAGAUGCAGAGAAGAUUGCAUUAGCUCCACAGCUAUGGUCAAAAGAGCUCAUGUUUCAACUCAAGCAAGACGGGUUAAGCGUGUCAAGGCUGCUUCCAUGAGCAUCACAUCAGUUCUAUAUCUCAAAGAUGAGAUUUCCAUUGCUACAGCAGGAGCGGUAGACAGUAUAGUAAAGUUCUGGGAUGUCAGAAAUCUGAAAACUCAUGUUACUCAGGCACGUCCACGUCAAAAUUCAUCGACUCAAAAGGAAAGAUCUCAUGGCAUAUCUAGCUUGUCCCAGGAUUUAAAUGGAGUAUUUCUCACAGCAUCCUGCAUGGACAAUAGAAUAUACUUGUACAAUGUACUUCAGCUUGACAAGGGUCCUACACAGACAUACUCCGGAUGCCAAAUAGGAUCAUUUUAUGUAAAGUCAGCAAUCAGCCCUGAUGCAAUUCAUAUAUUGAGUGGUUCAAGUGAUGGAAAUGCCUAUGUCUGGCAGGUGAACAAGCCCCAAGCAGAGCCAACCACAUUGAAAAGUCACAAUGGAGAAGUCACAGCAGUAGAUUGGUGUCCAUCCGAGAUGGGGAAGAUUGCAACUGCCGCAGAUGAUUUCACAGUCCGAUUAUGGGACAUGGAAAGCAGCUUUAGCACAAGCAUAAGAUCACCAUCUUCAGUUAGAAGGAGAGUAAUGGCAAUUCCGAGUUCAGAAUGUAGGAAACUUGUCAUCAAUGAAGAACUAUUGGGUCCAACAAAGAACCCUGGAAGUUCACAUCCUGAAGAUGAAGUAUUGCACCAAAUUAAGUCAUCCAGGCCUACCCCAAACUUUAUCCUUUGCACCCCUGAAGCCCAGAAGAAAAGGAUUUCAUUAUCAGUUCUGGAUUCAACAGAAAACUUUGAAAAAACACCUAAAACCGCAUCAAAGAGUCCAAGCUCUGUCUUGAAUCCUCCUUCCUCUUCAAAACGAAGAACAAUUCGAGAUUACUUCCUAGUAACUCCUUGAAACUGUUGUCUCUGUUCCUCAGUUGAGAUUGGACAUUCCACGUAGCAGAUUGAAAAAAAAAAAAGAAGGAAAAAAGCCCAUGCAUUUGUCCUGUACAAGUUCUUCCGAGUAUACAUAUAUACAGAGAGUAAGUUUACUAACCUUCCUCUCCCUUUCUUUGAUAGUAAUUAAAGUAAUUAAACACCCAGCUUCUUAUACUGUUUGCUUUUGUAGGUCUGUGUUGAGAUUGUAAAUCAGAAUAGAAGAUUUUUAGGCCA